This is a messenger RNA of Spodoptera litura, 5373 nucleotides long. RefSeq names its product gamma-aminobutyric acid type B receptor subunit 2 (gene GABA-B-R2). Gene Ontology annotation, biological process: G protein-coupled receptor signaling pathway; gamma-aminobutyric acid signaling pathway. Lineage: Eukaryota; Metazoa; Arthropoda; Insecta; Lepidoptera; Noctuidae. Gene Ontology annotation, cellular component: membrane; G protein-coupled receptor heterodimeric complex. Gene Ontology annotation, molecular function: G protein-coupled GABA receptor activity. The record is from RefSeq and is a predicted model, not a curated record.
CGAGCCGCACAGCUCCAGGUGAAAAAUGUAGAUUUCAGUUGCGUUUCAGUAAUUUUCAGUGUUUCGUUAUCAAAAUUUGUAAAAUAAUGGUGUGUGGAACUGUUAGAAGUGGCAAUGUAGGUCGGAUUGAUUGGAAAAUGUUGUAAAAGUGGGUUAUGGCUGUGACCUCAUGGCGUACCCUUAGCAGACGACGUGGGAGUAUCUAAAAUAUAAAAUUCCAGUCAAAAAGGAAGAAAAGGACUUUAAAGUCAUGUCUCCGCUGCUGAUCCUGGUGCUGGUGACCCUCAGCCAGGGGUUCCCGCAGAAGCCGAACCUGGACGCGAUCCUGAACAGAAGGACCGAUGUCUAUAUCGCGGGCUUCUUCCCAUUUGGGAAGGGCGUGGAGAAUUCUAACACCGGUCGUGGGGUGAUGCCGAGCGUGAAGUUAGCUUUGGAUCACGUCAAUGAACACGACUCCGUACUGCGCAACUACCGGCUUCACAUGUGGUGGAACGAUACAGAGUGCAAUGCUGCAGUCGGCGUGAAGUCAUUCUUCGAUAUGAUGCACAGUGGUCCCCAUAAGCUAAUGCUAUUCGGGGCUGCGUGCACCCACGUCACUGACCCCAUUGCCAAAGCAUCCAAGCACUGGCAUCUUACUCAGCUUUCGUACGCGGACACCCACCCGAUGUUCACGAAGGAAGCCUUCCCAAACUUCUUCCGCAUUGUGCCUUCGGAGAACGCCUUCAACUUGCCCAGGAUCAGACUGCUGCAACACUUCAACUGGACUAGAGUUGGGACUAUCUAUCAAAAUGAGCCCAGAUAUGCUUUGGCCCAUAACCGUCUGCUUGCUGACCUAGACAGUAACGGAUUCCUCAUAGAAGAAACCCAGAGUUUUGCGACGGAGGUGAAGACUGCGUUGGCUAAGCUCAAGGAGAAAGACGUUAGGAUCAUCUUAGGAAACUUCAACGAGACUUGGGCUCUCCACAUAUUCUGUGAGGCGUAUAACCUUGAAAUGUACGGGCGAGCGUACACCUGGCUUCUCCUGGGCACCUACAGCAACAAGUGGUGGAUGAGGCACGCGCCCUGCUCAAAGAAGAACCUGACGGCAGCACUGGAUACAACCAUCCUAACUGAUUUACUUCCACUUUCCACCACAGGAGAGAUGACCGUUUCUGGAAUUACAGCCAAAGACUACCAAGUGGAAUACGAUCGUAGAAGAGGCUUAGAGUACUCCAGAUUCCAUGGCUACACUUAUGAUGGUAUCUGGGCGAUGGCGCUGGCGAUCCAGACGGUGGCUCAGCGAGUCAGGUCCAAGUACAAAGAGAAGACGGUCCAGGAUUUCAAGUAUAGGGACAAGGAAUGGGAGCAACUCUUCCUGGAUGCUCUCAGCAAUGUCACCUUUGAAGGUGUCACGGGCCCAGUUCGUUUCUAUGACAACGAGCGUAAGGCCUCGAUCCUGUUGAAGCAGUUCCAGGGAGAAGGGACGGGAGAAGUGAAGGUUGGGGAGUAUUGCGCGGAGAGAGAUCACCUUGAUCUAAUCAGUGGAGAGCCAUUCAAGUGGUUUGGCAAAAACCCACCCAAGGACCGCACUCUGAGGUUGAUCGAGCACACGCAAGUGAACAUCACCAUCUACUCCAUCCUGGUGUCUUGCUCUGUGCUUGGUAUCCUGCUCGCCACCGGGUUCCUCGCCAUGAACAUACACUACAGGAAUCAAAGAUACAUUAAAAUGUCAUCUCCUCACCUGAACAACUUGAUCAUCGUAGGAUGUAUGCUGACCUACCUGAGUGUCAUCUUCCUCGGCCUCGACUCCAGCCUCAGCAGCAUCGGUCUUUCUCAGGACACGCCGCACGGAGCGGCAUUUCCUUACAUCUGUACCGCUAGAGCUUGGCUUCUGAUGGCGGGAUUCAGUCUGGCUUUUGGAGCCAUGUUUUCCAAGACUUGGCGAGUCCAUUCCAUCUUUACUGAUGUCAAGCUGAAUAAGAAGGUCAUUAAAGACUACCAGCUCUUUAUGGUGGUGGGAGUGCUUCUUGCAAUUGACCUGGCCAUUAUGACCACCUGGCAAGUCUCAGACCCUUUUUACAGGGCUACGAAGCAGAUGGAUCCUUAUCCACAUCCUUCGAGUGAAGAUAUCGUCAUAGUCCAGGAGAACGAGUACUGUCAGUCAGAAAGAAUGACGAUUUUCAUUGGCAUAAUUUACGCUUAUAAAGGACUAUUAUUAGUCUUCGGCGCUUUUCUCGCCUGGGAGACACGUCACGUAUCUAUCCCAGCCUUGAAUGACUCUCAGCAUAUCGGCCUAUCAGUAUACAACGUGCUCAUCAUGUGCAUCAUGGGAGCAGCCAUCACACUCGUUUUACAAGAUCACAAAGACGCAUUGUUCGUCCUCAUCGCAAUCUUCAUCAUUUUCUGCACAACAGGCACUCUGUGUCUGGUGUUUGUACCAAAGUUACUUGAACUACGCCGUAACGGGCCGGGUGGUGCUGGCACAGGCCGUAUCCGGGCCACACUUCGACCUGCCUCUACGCACGAGUGUCGGUCGCCGGGACCGGAGCUUGAGCGUCGUAUGAAGGAGCUGCGACAGUAUAACAAUCGUUACCGUCGCACGCUGCAGGCAAAGGAGAACGAGCUGCAGAUGCUACUGAGUAAACUUGGAAGCGAUGCCAGUUCGGAGUCUUCCACCACGCGGGACUCUCGAUCACCAGCUCCUUCGAGGACCAGGCUCCCAGUGCCGAAGGAGAACAUCAGUCAUCCUGAAACCAGUGACAUAACAUCAGUGUGCAGCCUGAGCGCGUCAGCAGGUGCUGAGGCAGAGUACAUCAACCUGCAGAACCAGCAGAACAUUGAGAAGACAAAGCCUUCAGCACCUCCAGAGCCUCUCAAAGAUCCACCACCAAAGGAACCCAAGAAGGAGCAGACGAAGAACGUCUCCUUCAAGAACCACUUGGACUACACCAGCCCACCUUCUUCCAAAGCUGUUCCCGAAAAGGACCAGCUUGCAAAGCUCCCGUAUGGCGGGUGGAGUGCAGAGGAACCAUCAGAGCCACCGAAAUCCAUGAAGGCCCCCGAACCAGCGAGAGCGGAGGCGAAGACAAUACCGGCUCUGAAGACCAGUGACACUCCAACAGUCAAGUCCAUACCAGCCAAAGUGCAGGAACCUAUGUACACUAAGGCCGCCACACCUAAAGUAAACAAGACUCCUGAACUUCAAAAGAAGAUAGUCAAGACACAAGACUCUCUAUCAACAAAGACCACACCAUCGAGGGAUCACAAGCCUCCACCUCGAGGGCACAGACGGAUGUCCAGUGUCAGUCAGGCAGCGCUACUGACUGAUCUGAUGCAUGUGUCUGUUGACCAGGAUGACAUAGAACCACCUCCAGGAAUGGAGAGAAAGGUCAUAGGUCAAGAAAGAGAUCCAGUGCCUGUCAUAAAGCCUAAGGUGGAACCAGAAGAUAUUCUGGAUGUAGAUCAUGAUUACUCUUCGACAGAGAGAAGAAAAUCUUGUCAGAGAAGAGACUCAGAAAAAAGAAAGAAGGAGUUCAUAGUGGUACAGAGUGACUUAUGGGACACGAACACGUUCCAGUAUACCUGCCAGAAGUCUCCACCAGCAGGUGAGAGUGCCACAGUAAGUCACCAUCACUCUCCAAUGCAGAGAAGUGUGUCAGAAAAGAGUAGACAAUCACAGUCUUCACCUCAUCAUCACAGGGAAACUGACACAAGAAGUAUGGAAAGGAGAGCUUCAAAUGCUUCCAUAAAUUAUGCAGGCACUGGGACUGGUACGAGAGGUGGUACUCCUGAAGGGUAUCGAGAAGCGGAAACCCUUAGAAUGACAGAUAGGUUAUCAAAGCGACGAGGCUCAGAGUUCCCACAACCAGUUAGCACUCCUCCACAGCAGGCUCCAGCCAAGAGAAGACAGUCUGCAGCUCAUGUUAGAUCAUACCAAGAAGAGAGAAUGUCGAGGGAAGAAGAACGAAAGUCGAAAACAGAGUCUACACCCAGAAGACAUGACGAUAUACCUAGAAAGUCUGUGCCAGAACCUGUUCUGGAGACAGAGACCUGGAAACCUGAUCCUGACACCAUUAGAAUGGUGAAAAAUCAGGAUUCUCCUGCAAAGAGGUUGAGACAAGAAGCUGAGCCUUUAAAGAGGGCGAAGGGUGUGGGAGAUUCUCCAAGACUGACGCAGGCCAGUCACACGCCGAGACCUGAUCAUCAUAAAAGUAGUCCCAAUGUUGCGUCCAGGCACAAAACGGAUUCUCCAAGUAAGAGAGAAGACCGAAAAUCUACUGGCUACAGGAGUGACUCCAAGCGCCAAGAAUCAGUAGACCAGCGUAAAAUGUACACGGCAAGUUCCGAAUCAGAACUUUUUGAGUGCGCCAUCUUGCCAAUCUUCCACAAACUACUCACUGAGAGGCACAAGAGCCAACCACACGGACUCAAUCUGAGUUACGGAGUUAGCUGUCCGAAUAUAUCGAUAAAAUGCGAUAUAGUCGAGUAUUUGUAGUGACGUCACAAUUUAGCAAAUUAACGUAGCAGUGCUAGUAGAGAGUGUAAGGAAGUAAAUUCAAAUAAUAUAAUUUCAAUUAACAUUAACAAGAAAACAAUUGAUAAUUUGAUACUUACCUGAAGAUAAAAGAAAAUCUUUAACAUAAAUAUAUUUUCAAUUGUUUUUGUAAAAAUAUUCUUUUCAUUCUUGUCGCCACAACGCAACAGUACAACACUAGCUCUAGUGGUGCCCCACUAGAAAAUAGAUUUGACGAUAACUUUUUAAAUAAGUACUAGCUACUGCUACCUGUUAUUUUAUUAAUAUUGUGUAAUUAAAUGUUUAGGAAAAUGAUUGUCAUUUUGUCAAUGCAUUUGGCCUCUUAAUAUUGUUUCGAUAUUUUGUCAUUUGUUAGUUAACGUGACAGAUUGUAGUACAAGAUUCUAAAUAAAUAUUUUUAGAUAUGUAAAAAUUCAUCGACAAGUUCGCUCACGGGUCUUUAAAUGUAAAAUGUAAAAAGUAUCGAAAGUAUUAAAUUUUAACAUCGAAUAAGUGUAAAAAGAUUUAGUCGAAUUGCACAGGAUCUCUUAACGCACAACAAUGGUAUCCCACUGUUGGGCCAACUUCCUAGUUUAUUUUUCUUUGUAAUAUUUAUAGUCAAACGUUGUUAGAUUCAAUGUGUUCAGUUAUUUAUAUUAAAAUUUUAUCUAAUUUAUAGGUUACCUUUAUUACUAUUAAAAAUAAUCAUUUUUGCCGCCUGUUGUUAAAUUUUUUAUUGUAAUAAUGUUAAAGAGUUUACGUAUCUUUAUCGAUGAACCGAUUGUGUUACCUGUAUGAUUUAUCCUAUUUUAGAUAAGAAAGAUUUUGUCUAUUUGCACGUAAUUUUAAAGACUUGAUAAUUUGUAAGAUUGAAUAUAGGU